AUGCUCGCUCUCCGUAGACAAGUCGGUACCAACCUGUGCAUGCGGUCUAUCAUGAUCCGCCCCGCGCUCCGCACUGUUCCCAUGAUGUUCACCCAGGUCCGUAACGUCUCCUAUGAGCGUCUCAACGCUGAGCAGGUCCAGGAUAAGCUUGUCUCUCAACGCAAGAACCGUCCUCUGUCCCCCGAGUUGGCCAUCUACAAGCCCCAGAUCACUUGGAUUCUGUCCGGUCUUCACCGUUUGACCGGUAUUGCUCUUGGCGGCACUUUUUACAUUUGGAUGCUCGCCUACGCUGCUGGCCUGCCCGUUUCUACGACCGCUCUUGCCGGCGCGUUCGGUGCUCUGCCCGUCGUGGUCAAGAUCGCCGCUAAGUUCAUCUUGGCCACUCCCUUCACAUUCCACGCUUUCAACGGUGUCCGUCACCUUAUUUGGGAUAUGGUUAAGCUCGUCAAUAACAAGGGGGUCAUCACCUCCGGCCAGGUUGUCUUGGGUCUGACUGUCGUCUCCUCCGCAAUUCUUGCCUUCUUGUAG
Wickerhamiella sorbophila is the source of this 528-nucleotide messenger RNA. RefSeq names its product Succinate dehydrogenase cytochrome B subunit, mitochondrial. The transcript has a single exon. The coding region runs from base 1 to 528 and encodes 175 amino acids. Gene Ontology annotation, biological process: mitochondrial electron transport, succinate to ubiquinone; tricarboxylic acid cycle. Lineage: Eukaryota; Fungi; Ascomycota; Dipodascomycetes; Dipodascales; Trichomonascaceae. Gene Ontology annotation, cellular component: membrane. Gene Ontology annotation, molecular function: electron transfer activity; succinate dehydrogenase activity. The record is from RefSeq and is a predicted model, not a curated record.